This is a messenger RNA of Pelobates fuscus (common spadefoot toad), 2605 nucleotides long. It is a transcript of the gene CAPN12, whose product is annotated as calpain 12. Lineage: Eukaryota; Metazoa; Chordata; Amphibia; Anura; Pelobatidae. Gene Ontology annotation, biological process: proteolysis. The record is from RefSeq and is a predicted model, not a curated record. Gene Ontology annotation, cellular component: cytoplasm. Gene Ontology annotation, molecular function: calcium-dependent cysteine-type endopeptidase activity. The coding region runs from base 193 to 2190 and encodes 665 amino acids. The transcript is spliced from 20 exons.
ACAGUCAGUGUGUAUCAGCGAGGUGUGAUUUCCCAUGAUACUUUGUACAUUACUGGUUUUUCUUGUUUCUGAAACCAUUUCCUGGAACUCUAAAUUUAUCGCCUGUAAUGAGUUGCAAACCCAGCCCCUGCCGCAUGAUCUCGUUUUUACAUUAGGAAGGUUUCAUGGACCCAUGUCUAAUUGGUGCAGCUAAUGGAACCUUCUCCAGCUAAGAGAAGCAGGCGUGACUCAUCAGAAGCUCCCACCGAACAUCCCCUGUUUGUGGAUCCCAGUUUUCCCCAUGAUGAAGCUCUCCGAAUUGAUGGUGUGACGUGGAGAAGACCCAAGGAGAUCUGUGCCAGGCCUCAGUUUAUUGUGGGUGGAGCUACCAGAAGGGAUGUCUGCCAGGGGAAUCUGAGUAACUGCUGGUUCCUUUCUGCUCUCUCCUGCCUGUCCCUGUACCCUCAUCUCCUGCAACAAGUGGUACCUGCUGGACAGGACUUUGAGGAUGGGUACAAUGGCAGCUUCAAAUUCCAGUUUUGGCAGUAUGGAAAGUGGAUUGAAGUACUGGUGGAUGAUCUCCUGCCCACAGUUCCACUUGGUGACAAUGGCGACUGUGGAGUAGGUCGAGCUCAAUAUAAACUUCUAUUCAUGCACUCAAAUGAUACAGAUGAGUUCUGGAGCUCUCUUCUGGAGAAAGCAUAUGCCAAGCUGAAGGGGGGAUACUCUGCUCUACAGAUGGGAUUUGCCAGCGAAGCUCUGGUUGAUAUGACUGGUGGAAUAGUACAAAGCAUUAAGACCAGUGGAUCAUCAACAGAAUUAUGGAGUCAUCUUAGUCAUAUGCUCCAGAGAGGAGCCCUGAUCUGCUGUGGGAACACUCAGGGAGAACUUGAGACCUCCAACUUAAUGGGUAUUCUAAGCUAUCACAUGUACUCCGUGACUGGUGCGAAGGAAGUCCAGACAAUCCAGGGGACCGUGUGUCUGCUUCGAAUUCGUAAUCCAUGGGGUCAUAAAGAGUGGCUGGGUCCAUGGAGAGAUGGGGGGCCUGAGUGGCAGUUCGUGGAAAACCUUCAGGAAAUAGAGGUUGUAAUUCUGGAGGACGGCGAGUUUUGGAUGGCUAUAGAAGACUUUCAAAAUAACUUUCAAGUUCUGGAGAUCUGCCACUUGGGGCCCAAUAGCCUGUCCAGAAUUGGGGGAGCAGCACGGCCUUGGGAAUGUGUAACCUAUGAAGGAAAAUGGGUAAAAGGUCUAUCAGCCGGGGGCAGCAUUGCAUCCGUAGAUUCCUUUUGGAUGAAUCCCCAGUUUUCUUUUGUACUGCUGGAGGAAGACAAUAAUUCCAAUCACCCUCAUCCAGCAUGUAACUUUAUUGUAGCCGUGAUGCAGAAACACCAGAGGCUGCGGAGAGCUGGAUCUAUCCGUGUAGCGUGUAACAUAUUCCAGGGGGAUGAGACUCAUGCCUACCUGUUCGAAGAGACCCUUCGCCACUCUCAGCCCUUGCUGUGUUCUGGACCGUGUGAUAAUCACAGAGAGGUGGUCGUGUGUUCCCGUCUUCCCCCAGGACGAUACGUUAUCAUCCCCUCAUUAGAGAAAGCAUCAGACGAGGGUGAAUUUGUGAUCAGAGUCCUGACAGAGAAGAACUGUUCCAGGCCUCCAGGUGGAGCUGUCCCUUAUCGAGAGAUUCUGCCGCUGUCACUGGAGAAGGAUCUGUGCAGCUCUCGGUUCCAGCAGUUUGCGAGCCAGGAUGGCAGACUCACCAAUACUCAGCUUCAAAAGCUUUUAGCCAGUCUGUUCAGUGAGUUUGCACCCACUCUGCCUAGCUUCACCUUGGAUAUGUGCCGCUGCCUUCUUGCUUCCGUGGAUACAGCUGCUGUGGGUUCCAUAGACUAUGAGCAGUUUACUGAACUCUGGAAGGCCAUCUCAACUGGGACGCACAUAUUCUAUAACAUGCCCAGGCAGGAAGAUGGCAAACUUGGCAAAGAUCAGAUAGUACCAGCCCUGCAGGCCGCAGGGCUGCCGCAGGAUAAUUUUUUGGUGCAGCUGUCAUGCGUGAGGUACGCCGACCAGGACAACUCAUUCCGUUACCCCAACUUCAUCUGUUGCCUCCUAAAACUGAAAAGUGUGAUAGGGCUUUUUCAGGCUGCGGACCGCUCGGGCUCGGGCACAGUGACCGUAGACUAUCACCAGUGGCUGCGACUGGCUAUGUACAGCUGACCGCAGAGGAUUCAGACGGCAAGAGACUGCUCAAUCGGCGCUAGCCGGCCACCACGCGGCUGGAGACACUGCCGACCUGUCACCCCACCAUAUAAGAUGAUUCAGGCAGGGCCGGUCUGUAAGAAGAUAAGGAAACGGAGGACCUGCGCGUUUAAAUACCAACAUCAGGCAGAAAGACACCUGGACAUGAGAACACAUGGCGUGCGAUCCCAGAAUGCAUCUGUUUUUUAAAGUGGCGGUCUCCUAUGCUAACGCUAAACAGCCCCUCUGAUUUUGUCUCCUUCCUGAGAUCUAUUGCCUUUUACCGUAUUUUAAAAAAAUGACUACCAAACCUAAAAAUACCUCAUAAACCACAUACCUAUGUGGCCGCCUUGUCCUCACCAGACACAGUCAUUAAACUUUGACUUCUAUUGCA